Molecule: messenger RNA, 3001 nt
Organism: Amborella trichopoda
Lineage: Eukaryota; Viridiplantae; Streptophyta; Magnoliopsida; Amborellales; Amborellaceae
Product: exocyst complex component EXO84B
Biological process (GO): intracellular protein localization; exocytosis; Golgi to plasma membrane transport
Cellular component (GO): exocyst
Source: RefSeq, a predicted model, not a curated record
GCUCUUCGAAAUAGUUUCUUAUGCGCUAGAGAGAGAAUGCCUCUUAAGAGCAGUUGAGAGAGCAAAUUCUAAGUGGUUUAGACUAUAGAGACCGAAAAUUCGAACUCGUGCAGGUUAGAGGGGGAGAGAUUUCCUGAGGGGUGGCGGGUGAUUGUUUUCCUUCCUAUUUGCAGAGGGAGGCACCGAUUUCAUUUCUUCGAUGAAGUAAUGGCCUAGAGAGGGAGGCUCCGAAGGACUAGAGAGAGAGGGUCAUCCUCUCAAGCACAAAAACAUAGAGAGAGAGAGAGGGCCAUUAUUUCGGAACACGAAAUUCUAGACAGAGAAAGGGCUUCAGUCUCUAAAAAACGCAGAAGCUUAUAGAGAGGGAGAUCAGAAUCAAUGGCAUCAGCAGCGGCUAGGUCGUCGAGAUCGAGCAGAGGGGUUAGCAAUAGCAGCAACGAUCAGGACACUGGUGGAGCGUUGGAGGAGAAGCUCAAGGUUUUCAAGACUGACCAUUUUGAUGCCGAUAACUUUGUGCAGUCUAAAUGCCAGACCAUGAACGAGAAGGAAAUAAGGCAGCUAUGUUCACACCUUUUACACUUAAAGAAGGCAUCUGCAGAAGAAAUGCGCAAAAGUGUAUAUGCUAAUUAUGCGGCCUUCAUUCGCACUUCCAAGGAGAUAUCAGAUUUAGAGGGCGAACUGCUGUCUAUUAGGAACCUGCUUUCUACUCAAGCAGCACUUAUUCAUGGCUUAGCUGAAGGUGUUAAUGUUGACUCAUUAUCCACUGAUCAUGAUAGUUCCACAAAUCAUGAUCCAUCAAGCAUUGUUGAUAAGGAGCCUUCUGACGUCGAGAAAUGGUCUAUUGAGUUUCCUGAUAUCCUAGAUGUUCUAUUAGCUGAAAGGAGAGUCGAUGAGGCUCUGGUUGCUCUCGAUGAAGGCGAGCAUAUAGUUGCAGAAGCUGAAAAGAAGGGAACAUUGAGGUCAUCUGUUCUUUCCUCUUUACAGAGUGCCAUAUCUGAUUGCCAACGUAGGCUAGCUGAUCAACUAGCUGAAACUGCAUGCCAACCCUCUACUCGUGGGGCUGAGCUUCGCUCUGCAGUUUUAGCCCUAAAAAAGCUCGGCGAUGGUCCUCGUGCGCAUACGCUACUCCUAAAUGCGCAUCACCAGAGGUUUCAGUACAACAUGCAAAGCCUUCGCCCUUCAAGCACUUCAUAUGGGGGAGCAUAUACUGCUGCUUUAUCACAACUCGUAUUCUCUGCAAUCGCACAAGCAGCAAGUGAUUCAUUGGCAGUCUUUGGAGAGGAAUCAGCCUAUGCAUCUGAACUUGUUGUUUGGGCUUCCAAAGAAACUGAGGCUUACGCUCUUCUAGUAAAGAGGCAUGCCCUAGCCUCCUCAGCAGCAGCUGGAGGCCUGAGAGCUGCUGCGGAGUGUGUCCAGAUUGCAUUAGGGCACUGUUCUCUUCUUGAAUCUCGAGGGUUGGCACUGUGUCCUGUGCUCUUGAAACUCUUUAGACCUAGUGUCGAGCAAGCAUUGAAUGCUAAUUUGAAGCGAAUAGAAGAAAGCACGGCAGCUUUGGCAGCUGCAGAUGAUUGGGAACUUACUCAUUCACCAGGGGGUACUCGUCCAUUUAGUCGAUCCUCCAAUGCUUUGAGCACUGGGGUUGCAUUCCAGCCUAGGCUUUCAAGCAGUGCCCAUCGGUUCAACUCGAUGGUUCAGGAUUUCUUUGAGGACGUAGGACCCCUCUUAAGUAUGCAGCUGGGUGGUCAAACAUUGGAUGGUCUUGCUCAAGUAUUCAACUCAUAUGUGAACUUGCUAAUAAAUGCUUUACCCGGUACAAUGGAGGAAGAUGGUGAGAUAGAUUCUGGGAACAAAAUUGUUAGGAUGGCUGAGACUGAAGCGCAACAAAUAGCUUUGCUAGCAAAUGCAUCCUUGUUAGCAGAUGAACUUCUCCCACGUGCUGCUUUGAAACUUGCUUCAUCUUAUCAGGCUGGUGGUAAGGAAGAUAAUCGGAAGAAAGCUUCAGAAAGGCAGAAUCGUCUCCCUGAACAAAGAGAGUGGAGAAGACGCCUCCAACGUUCAGUAGAUAGAUUGAGAGAUAACUUUUGUAGGCAACAUGCCCUUGAUCUUAUUUUUACAGAAGAUGGUGAUACACAUUUGAGUGCAGAAAUGUACAUGAGUUUGGCUGGAAACAUUGAAGAUACUGAUUGGUUUCCAUCACCAAUAUUUCAGGAACUUUUCUUAAAGCUGCACAGAAUUGCAGGCAUUGCUGCCGACAUGUUUGUUGGCAGAGAAAGGUUUGCAACCAUCCUUUUGAUGAGACUUACAGAAACAGUUAUCCUUUGGCUCUCGGACGACCAGAGUUUCUGGGAUGAUAUUGAGGAUGGUCCUAAACCUUUGGGAACUGCUGGACUAACACAGUUUUUAUUGGAUAUGGAGUUUGUCAUUCAAUUUUCAUCACAAGGCCGUUACUUAUCUCGGCAUCUGCAUCAAGUCAUCAAGGACAUUAUUUCUAGGGCUCUCACUGCCUUUUCAUCAAGUGGAGUGGAUCCAUACAGUGUGCUAUAUGAAGAUGACUGGUUCGUUGAAGUUGCUCAAGAUGCCAUUGUGAAGAUCACUGGGAAAGUUAAAGCCAUUAAUGGAGGGGAGCGAGAUCUUAACAGUCCAACUGCUUCCAUUUCGGCACAGUCCAUGUCAUCUGUUAGGUCACAUGGGAGCUCAUAGCCCUCGAUCAAUUUUUCCUUUGUAAUUUAGAAGGCAGCCAGGUGACGAGCACUACCCCUGUAUCAAUUGCACAGUUUUCCCUCUUCUGUUUAUUUAUGUGUUGAAGAAUGGUUUCGAGGUUAGGAAUGGGUGUGAAAUUGUAAAUGUUUCCGGUGUGGUUGGGCUCGGUCCGUCUCUUCCAGGUCCAAAUAAAAAGCAUGGUUUGCUGUUAACUGCAAAAAACACGCGGGAUGAAUGCAUAUAUUCUUUUCAUUGUGUAUCUAAACUGUUGCUUUCUAGUUCCAACAUCAUGGACAUGAUC